UGAUGAUGACAUCCCUAAAGAGACGGUGUCUCCUGCUCCUUGCUGCCUUCCUCCUUCUGUCCUUCGUUCCCACAGUAACUGAAGUGGUGGAUUCAAUGGCAGACUGUGCUGAGUUUCUUCUUGAGCAAACUCCACCACAGGUCCCAGAAGUCUUGGAGGGCGGCAACAUCCUGAACCAGAAACGAUACAAACCCAUUUGCCAGACUUUUAAGAACAAGAAAAGGUUUGUGACGCUCUACGACACAGAGAACAAGAUUCCUGUGUUUUCUGCUUACAAGUAUAGAGGGGAAAAACAGAUUGACAGAAACGAAAAACAGAAGAAAAGACCCCCUUGGAAAAUAGAGCCACAGCUGGAAGAAAAAAACACCAACAACAUGAGGGAUGACAGAUUAACCUGCCAGGCCAGCAACGAUGAUUAUAAGAAUAACAUUGAUUAUAAUAGAGGCCACUUAUUUCCAAAUAGUCACGCAUUUGAUAAAGAUGACAAAAUCUCAACGUUCACCCUGACAAACAUCGUUCCACAAGCAGUGUCUUUCAAUGGUGGCAGCUGGGAAAAAAUGGAGACCUGUGUCAAAUGCGUCCUGGAAAAGUAUUGCAUCAACAAUAAUGGUGUCAUUGAAGGCUUUGUAGUGACAGGAGCAAUGCCCGGCAACAACAAACUGAAGAAGAAAAUUAAUAUACCAUCCAUUCUCUGGUCAGCAUUCUGCUGUUACAGUCACAACUUGCAGAAGUGGAUAGCAAGUGCUCACUGGGGGGAAAACAUUGCAGAACCUAAUUCUAAAUAUCUGCAGACAAAGACUUUGAAAGAACUCCACCAAAAAGUGAGCACAAGGGAAAAAAGAUUUGAGGUGUUUCCCAGAACACAGUGCCCUCUCGACACAACUGUUGCUGAGUUCUUCCCAGAAAUGAUAACAACCUGCAAGUGCCCACCCCAAGCUUCAACAACAUCUGACCCGCCCACUACCACAACUACCGUUUCAUCAACUACUGCUACUCCUACCUUGAUACUUACAACUCCAGAAACAACAACUACUAUUUUACCAACAACCACUCCGCCUCCAACCACAACUUCUGUCUCAUCAACUACCACUGCUACUGACCCACCAUCGACACCUAAACCCCAAACUACUACAUUUCCACCAACAACCAUACUCUCUACAACUACCACUAAAGCUACAACUACUACUUCUACUACAACUACAACCACCACAAGAAAUACAAAGAAGGAAAAGAAUAAUUCAGUAAGUAACAGGGGUAGUGGGCAAGGUGGUGGUGAUGCAGGACAAGUUGGUGGUGCAGUGGCAGGUGUUGUUGCAGUAGUUGGUGGUGCAGUGGCAGAUGGUAGUAUACUGGGAGGUGGUGCUGCAAAAGGAGUUGGUGGUGCAGUGGCAGGUGGUAGUAUACUGGGAGGUGGUGCUGCAAAAGGAGUUGGUGGUGCAGUGGCAGGUGGUAGUAUACUGGGAGGUGGUGCUGCAAAAGGAGUUGGUGGUGCAGUGGCAGGUGGUAUUGUGCAGGGAGGUGGUACUGGAGUAGGAGUUGGUGAUGCAGUGGCAGGUGGUAGUAUCCUGGGAGGUGGUGCUGCUGUAGGAGGUGGUGCUGCAGUGGCAGGUGGUAGUAUCCUGGGAGGUGGUGCUGCUGUAGGAGGUGGUGCUGCAUUGGCAGCUGGUAGUAUCCUGGGAGGUGGUGCUGCUGUAGGAGUUGGUGGUGCAGUGGCAGGUGGUAGUAUCCUGGGAGGUGGUGCUGCUGUAAAUGUUGGUGGUGCACUGGAAGAGGGUGUUCCCACAGUGCCUGCUAUGUCUCAAAGUUCCCUUAGCAUAUCUGCCUCUCUUACCUCUGGCCAUGAUACUACCACAACUAGCAUUCCCUCAACUACUGCAUCUUCUAGUACCACUAUACCUGUAACUAUAGAAACACCAACAAUCAGCAUUACAUUAACAGCCACUGCUCCAUCAAUCACAGCAUCUAUCCCAUCAACAAUAACUGCAACUUAUAUAACUAUUGAACCCCAAACUAACACAGCCAACCUGAUAUCAACGACAAACAUUCCUGGAACUACUGAACUCCAAACUAACACAACCAAUCAGACAUUAGCGACUAUCAUUCCUACAACUAUUGAACCCCAAACUAACACAACCAACCAGACACCAACAACCUUCAUUCCUACAACUUCUGAACUCCAAACUAACACAACAAACCAGUGUGAUGGCAAUUCAAGUUUUCAAAUAAACAGGUCAGGCAAACACUUCUGUGAAUUUUAUUACAGUCUUUUGCAGAAGGACUCACAGCAACACACAUACGCUGUAUACAUGUAUGCUCAAAUGAGUGCAGAGAGCUCAGUGAUCCUAGUAUUUAUCCAGCUUUAAGAUAUUUCGACUGUUACAUUUACACAGAUUAAGUGCCACAUCAUACAAGUCUCCUUGAGUCCAGGGUUACAUACAAUUUGUUUGGAAUUCCAAUUACACCAGACAUCAGCAACUAUCACUCCUUCAGCAUAAAACACAAACAAACACAACCACUUUCAACCAAUCAGACAUUAGCGACUAUCAUUCCUACAACUAUUGAACCCCAAACUAACACAACCAACCAGACACCAACAACCUUCAUUCCUACAACUUCUGAACUCCAAACUAACACAACAAACCAGUGUGAUGGCAAUUCAAGUUUUCAAAUAAACAGGUCAGGCAAACACUUCUGUGAAUUUUAUUACAGUCUUUUGCAGAAGGACUCACAGCAACACACAUACGCUGUAUACAUGUAUGCUCAAAUGAGUGCAGAGAGCUCAGUGAUCCUAGUAUUUAUCCAGCUUUAAGAUAUUUCGACUGUUACAUUUACACAGAUUAAGUGCCACAUCAUACAAGUCUCCUUGAGUCCAGGGUUACAUACAAUUUGUUUGGAAUUCCAAUUACACCAGACAUCAGCAACUAUCACUCCUUCAGCAUAAAACACAAACAAACACAACCACUUUCAACCAAUCAGACAUUAGCGACUAUCAUUCCUACAACUAUUGAACCCCAAACUAA
Micropterus dolomieu (smallmouth bass) is the source of this 3020-nucleotide messenger RNA. Its product is annotated as serine-rich adhesin for platelets-like. The record is from RefSeq and is a predicted model, not a curated record. Gene Ontology annotation, molecular function: metal ion binding; hydrolase activity; nucleic acid binding. The coding region runs from base 3 to 2363 and encodes 786 amino acids. The transcript is spliced from 2 exons. NCBI's taxonomy places the organism in Eukaryota, Metazoa, Chordata, Actinopteri, Centrarchiformes, Centrarchidae.